Messenger RNA from Coprinopsis cinerea okayama7#130, 3471 nucleotides. RefSeq names its product 5'-3' exoribonuclease 2. The transcript has 14 exons. Gene Ontology annotation, cellular component: nucleus. NCBI's taxonomy places the organism in Eukaryota, Fungi, Basidiomycota, Agaricomycetes, Agaricales, Psathyrellaceae. The coding region runs from base 1 to 3471 and encodes 1156 amino acids. Gene Ontology annotation, biological process: nuclear-transcribed mRNA catabolic process. Gene Ontology annotation, molecular function: 5'-3' RNA exonuclease activity; RNA binding; zinc ion binding. The record is from RefSeq and is a predicted model, not a curated record.
AUGGAAGGAUUCUUGCGUCUGAACGCUGUCGCCGCCGGUCUUGCACCAACGGGUGUCCCCGCGCUUUUCCGUUGGCUCAGCAAGAAGUAUCCAAAAAUUAUCCUACCCGUAGAAGAAGAAGACGAUAUCAAAGUCCCGGACGAGAAUGACCAAGAAGUUACAAUCCCGGUUAAUAUGGCCCAACCCAACCCUAAUGGCGUCGAGUUUGACAAUUUGUACCUUGACAUGAACGGAAUUCCUGCUCCUGAGACUGAGGAGGACAUGAUGGUGGAGGUCUUCAAGUACACUGAGCGGGUCGUCAAUAUGGUUAGACCGCGAAAGCUGCUGUUCAUGGCUAUUGAUGGUGUCGCUCCGCGUGCAAAGAUGAACCAGCAACGCUCGCGUCGUUUCCGCUCUGCCCAGGAGGCGAAGGAGAAAGAAGAGGCUCGUAAGGAGGCACUUGCUCUUUGGGAAGCCAUGGGCAAGAAGGUCUCGGACGAGGAGAAGACCAAGCAGGCUUGGGAUUCCAACGCCAUCACCCCAGGAACGCCUUUCAUGGACCUCCUUGCAGCGUCGCUGCGGUACUGGGUUGUUCAGAAGAUGAACACGGACCCAGGUUGGAAGAACAUCCAAGUCAUCAUUUCUGACGCAUCCGUAGCUGGAGAAGGAGAGCACAAGAUCAUGGAUUACAUUCGGAGACAACGAUCCAAUCCUGGUUACGACCCCAAUACGAAGCAUGUUAUUUAUGGCCUUGAUGCAGAUCUCAUUAUGUUGGCACUUGCAACCCACGAGCCCCAUUUCCGAGUACUGAGGGAAGAUGUGUUUGCCCAAGACAAGAGUACCGCUUGCAGAAUAUGUGGUCAGGAAGGCCAUUAUGCUGCACAGUGUACAGGAACGAAAGCCGAGAUUGAAAAGAAACCACCUCCACCCGAGAAAAAACCGUUCAUUUUUCUUGAUGUUGCCGUUUUGCGCGAAUAUCUUGAAGUCGAAUUGGACGUUCCAUCUUCGCCAUUCCGUUUCGAUCUCGAAAAAGCUAUCGAUGACUGGGUACUCUUGAUCUUCUUCGUCGGCAAUGAUUUCCUUCCACAUCUUCCCUCUCUUGAAAUUCGUGAAGGUGCCAUUGACACUCUGCUAAAGAUUUGGAAACAAGAGCUCCCUCGAAUGGGAGGGUACCUCUCUGACAACGGAACUCUCAACCUCGCUAGAGCCCAGAUUAUUCUUGAGGGUUUGGCUAAACGUGAAGACGAAAUCUUCCGCAGACGUCGUGAAGCUGAGGAACGACAAGCACAAAACGCUAAACGACGAAAACUUGAGCAAGCGCAUAGACAGGGUGGGACCGGUCCUGCUGCGUCCCUCAAGCUGACAGAGGCCCCAGCUCCACCUGCCUCUAACGACUUUGCUGCUCAAGCGAAUGCGCUCGGUUUGGGAGGGCCUGCACCCGCCCCAGCUCCAGCUCCCGAUUCGUCCGCCGCUAUCCAAGCCCUCGGAGGAUCGAACAGGGAUGUUGUGGCCAACCGUGCGGCGAUUCGAAUGGCGCAAAUGAACGCUGCGCAGGUUCUUAAAGCCGAGAUGGCUGCGUUGUCCCCUGUUCGUCCAUCGAAGAACAAGUUGUCGAAGCCAACUCCUGCACCUCAGGCUGAGCCCCCUCCACCAGCUACGCCUACUCCACCAGCCACAGCCACAGCUGUGCCUGUCGACGAAACGCCUGUUGUGGAUCCCGAGGGGUCGACUGAGGUGAAGCCUCCUGAAGACCUCGCGAAGGAUAUUACCGCGGAUAUCCCGCCCGAGGCUGACGAGCACGUUACACCUCAGAAGCGAAAGUAUGAAGAGGGACCCGGUUCGAAUACACCUGAUGAGGAUGUCGUGACUGUGGAGGAAAGCGAGGAAGAGGAGGGUCCAAAGCCAUUAAAGGUGAACCCAGACGGGACCGUUGAACAGGAGGAUACUGUCAAACUCUGGGAACCUGGAUACAAGGAGCGAUACUACAAACAGAAGUUCGGUGUCGAACCUCAUGACAUCGAGUUCAGGCACAAGGUCGCAGAGGCGUAUGUUCAGGGACUCGCUUGGGUCCUUCAGUACUAUUACCAAGGGACUCCGUCGUGGCAAUGGUACUAUCCGUACCACUUUGCGCCUUUUGCUGCCGACUUUGUCGAUGUUGAGAAGAUGGACAUCAAGUUCAACCUCGGUCAGCCUUUCAAGCCUUAUGAACAACUUAUGGGUGUCUUCCCCGCUGCCAGUCGAAAACACAUUCCUGCUGUCUUCCAAAAGUUUAUGGUCGACGAGGAUUCACCCAUCAUAGAUUUCUACCCGCCUACCUUUGAAAUCGACAUGAACGGCAAAAAGAUGGCAUGGCAAGGUGUGGCGCUUUUGCCGUUCAUUGACGAGACGAGGUUGUUGGACGCAAUGGCGUUGGAGUAUCCGAACCUGACGGAGGAUGAGGUGAAGAGGAAUCAACCAGGUCAUAACGUGCUUUUCGCAGCGGAUGAGCACCCUGUUUAUCCGUUUUAUGAGGCCCUUUACGGGAAGAAGAUGAAGAAGAAUGCGGACCCUGUAGCAAUUGAUACAGCUUUGAGCAAGGGUAUCAGUGGACAGGUUCUUCCCAACCCCGAUUGCCUGCCCGGUUCGACCUACUACUGUCCUUUGACCACUGUCGGGCUGCCAGACAUUCGAAACGACCGAUCCCUCUCUGUUCUGUACUUCUUCCCGCCCCAGCGCACACCACAUAAAUCAGCUAUGCUGCCUGGAGCGAGGAAGCCGCCUCGCGUGUUGAGUGCACAGGAUUUGGAGAGGACGAGAGGAGGUGGGAGGGGUCGUGGUGGCUGGCACAGUCAUAAUGAGUCUGGGAGGGGUGGUGGUCGGGGAGGCGGAGGAGGAUACGAGAGGAGGAAUGAUCCGUUCCAUUCGAGGGGGAAUAGCUAUAAUACGUAUGGAGGAGGCGGGGGAGGAGAUCAGUAUGGCGGUGGCAGGAAUGGUAAUUAUGGGGGGUAUGGUGGGUAUGGACGUGGUGGGGCGGGGGGAGGAGGGUAUGCGAAUGGCAACCAGCAGUAUCAGCAGGGUGGGUCGUAUAACCGCCCUCCACCGCAGAGCAACUAUGGAGGAGGCGGAUAUGGAGGUGGAGGUGGGUAUGGUAAUCAUGGGCCACCUCCAAGUCGGGGUGGAUAUGGCGGGCAUGGUCAGGGAUAUGGAGGGUACCAAGGUGGAGGCGGGCGUGGAGGUGGAGGUGGAGGUGGUAGGGGUGGGUACCAAGGCCCUCCGGGACGAGGAGGGUAUUCGGGUUAUAAUCAGCCUCCACCGCAGAGCUAUGGUGGAUAUGGUGGUGGCGGCGGUGGAUAUGGCGGAUACGGUGGUCCGCCGCAAAAUGCACCUCCACCUCCCCAGAAUUAUGGUGGUUAUGGAGGGUAUGGCGCCCCACCUCCUCCACAGCAGUAUAGUGGUUACCAUUCCAGUUCGUAUGGAGGUAAUCAGCGAGGACGGGGACGCGGUGGUUGGUAG